Messenger RNA from Oryza sativa Japonica Group (Japanese rice), 1776 nucleotides. RefSeq names its product probable long-chain-alcohol O-fatty-acyltransferase 4. Gene Ontology annotation, biological process: lipid metabolic process. The record is from RefSeq and is a predicted model, not a curated record. NCBI's taxonomy places the organism in Eukaryota, Viridiplantae, Streptophyta, Magnoliopsida, Poales, Poaceae.
AGAAUCAUUUGAUUUUUCUUACUAAUCCAUUGUCAUCAGAUGUUGAACGGGGGCAUAGCCUCAACUUGCAAUUUUUUGAAAAGAAAAAAGAAACAGCAAGCUUUACUGGAAGUGAAGUGCAAACCUUUGGAAAAAAAAAAGCUGCAACUUUCCUGUUUUAAAUUGUGAUAUAUUUUGCUAUCGCCGCCUACUGUAUGAAUCUAAGGGAGUGGCGUUCUGUCGACCGUCUGCGAGCGAAUGGCCACGGCUGUGAUGGACAGCGAGUUCGGCAGCCUCGUCAAGGUGUCUGCGGCGGUGUGGGCGGCAAUGUUCUACGCCCGCCUCGCCGCCGCAAGCCUUCGCCCCGGCGCUCCCCGCCUCGCCGCGCUCCUUCCCGUAGUCGCGCUCUUCUGCGUGGUCCCCUUCUCCUUCUCCACCACCACUUUCCGCGGCUGCUCUGCCUUCUUCCUCAGCUGGCUCGGCGUCUUCAAGCUGCUCCUACUCGCCGCGGGCCGAGGGCCCCUCAACCCCACGCAUCCCCUCCACCACUUCGUCUUCUCGGCCUCCCUCCCCGUCAAGCUCCGGCACCUCGCAUCCGCCAAGCCGGCCAAAGGUGUAGAUCCAGCUCCGGCCAACGAGAGCGCGGCGGGCAAGAUCCUCGUCUCCGGCGCCGUCAUCCCCCUCAUCAUCUACACGUACCAGUUCAAGAACGCCAUGAGCCGGUACCAGCUCCUCAUCCUCUACACCGGGCACAUCUACUUCUCCCUGCAGCUCCUCCUGGCCGUCGUCCACGGGCUGAUCCAUGGCGUGCUCGGGAUGGAGAUGGAGCCGCAGGUGGACCGGCCGUACCUGGCGUCGUCGCUGCGGGACUUCUGGGGCAGGCGGUGGAACCUCAUGGUGCCGGCCAUCCUCCGGCCUUCGGUGUACCGCCCGGUGAGGGCGCGUCUCGGCGACGCGGCUGGCGUCCUCGCGGCGUUCCUCGUCUCCGGGCUCAUGCACGAGGCGAUGUUCUUCUACAUCAUGUGGCGUCCCCCGAGCGGCGAGGUGACCGUGUUCUUCCUCCUGCACGGCGUGUGCACGGCCGCGGAAGCGUGGUGGGCGCGGCACGCGGGGUGGUGGCGCCCGCCGCGCGCGGCCGCCGUGCCGCUGACUCUGGCGUUCGUGGCCGGGACGGGGUUCUGGCUCUUCUUCCCGGCCAUGAUCAAGGCUGGCCUGGACGAGAUGGUGCUGCACGAGUGCCAGGGCAUGGUGGCCGUCAUGGAGCAGUCCGGCCGGUGGCUCGCCGGCGCCACCAAUCUCACCUUCGCGACACGCUGACCAGAGGAAAUGAAAGAAUGGGACGUGAGCCACACCAUUACUACGAUCUGACGAAACCUGUUGCAUCGCGACGAUUCUGACAGGAUGCUGCCGUUUGUGAUUUUUUCCGAUUUGGGAAAUUAAAUACUCGAGCCGUUCACAUGGCCAGCUUGGACAGCACUGGGUGUUUGCAUCGUCUGGGGGUCUGGGCUGUGAUGCCAGCUAGAAUUAUGCUAGAUCGAUCGUGUUAACAGGGGUUAAAGAAGCAUUGAUUCGGUUGGAAAAUAUCUUUACCAUUUUUUAUUGUACGUUUUCAGCUUUGCUAUUUAUCAAUCCAUUUGAUUUUUUUUCUUAUUAUCAGCCACCUACACUAUUAGCCCUAGUUUUGAACAACAAAAACCUACUAUGUUUUCUUGUAUCAAUCCCUGAAUUAAAAGUUGGUAUACACAUUUAUAGCUAGUAGAAAAUUUCAAAAUGAAUUUAGGCUAAAAUAGUUUAAUA